AUGGGCGCGGGCAACGGCGGCGGGAUGAUGGGCGGCGGCGGCAUGGUGGGAGGCAUGCACGGAGGCAUGAACGGAGGCAUGAACGGAGGCAUGAUGGGAGGCAUGAACGGAGGCAUGAUGGGCGGCGGCGGGAUGAUGGGAGGCAUGAACGGAGGCAUGAACGGCGGCAUGAUGGGCGGCGUGAACGGCGGCAUGGGCAUGGGAGGCAUGGGCGCCCCGGGAGGCAUGGGCGCCCCGGGAGGCAUGGGCGCGCCGAUGGGCGGCGGUCCCGGAAUGAUGGGCGGUGGACCAGGAAUGUCCGCGUCCUCCGGCGGCGGCGGCGGGAUUCCCGCGUCCGGCGGCUGGGGCGGGAUCCCCGGCGGGAUUCCGUCGUCGCCGGCGAACAAAGGCCAUCGACGGAACCAGAGCUCCGCGGGGUCAGACGCGCUGUCGGAGCUCACCGCGGACUUUCUCGCGAUGAGCGGCGUCAAGGGGAGUAAGCCGGGGGGCGCGCUGACGACCGGAAACACCGGCCCGGGCGCGCCCAUGCGAGGGUGA
Micromonas pusilla CCMP1545 is the source of this 537-nucleotide messenger RNA. RefSeq lists its product as uncharacterized. Lineage: Eukaryota; Viridiplantae; Chlorophyta; Mamiellophyceae; Mamiellales; Mamiellaceae. The record is from RefSeq and is a predicted model, not a curated record. The transcript has a single exon. Bases 1 to 537 code for a protein of 178 amino acids.